CUACCUUUUCUCUCUCUCCAUAUCUCCAUAUCACUACAUAUACAUUCAACACCACCACCACCUCUAUCACUAAUGGCUCCACCGGUUGCUAUUGAUACUGGUGCUACUACUGAGAAACUAAACAUUAGUGAUAAAAUCUAUGCCAGGCUUAGGUUGGCAAAAGAAUCCGACGUGAGCCAUAUUUACAAGCUGUUUUACCAGAUCCACGAGUACCAUAGUUUGACGCACCUCUAUAAAGUGAGCGAGGACUCCUUGUGCAACAUGCUGUUCAAAUCAAACCCUAACCCUCCGUUCUACUCCCCGACCAUCCUCCUCGUCGAGGUCUCGGCCACCGAGUUCCCCGCCCCGACCCCUGACGAGUCGGGGUUCGAGCCGAUCGUCAAGGCGUUCGACCUCAAAGCCCCGGUGGCCGACGACGAGUGCGCCGCCUUCCGGUCCAACGUCGCCGACCACGAGGCCUACAUCGCCGGCUACGCCUUCUUCUUCCCCAACUACUCCUGCUUCUACGACAAGCCCGGGAUCUUCUUCGAGAGCCUCUAUUUCCGGGCUAGCUACCGGAAAUUGGGGAUGGGGCGGCUGAUGUUCUCCACCGUCGCCGCCAAUGCCGCCGACAAGGGAUUCUCGUCCGUCGAGGGGAUCGUGGCGGUGUGGAACAAGAAAUCCUACGACUUCUACGUCGACAUGGGCGUCGAAAUAAUGGACGAGUUCCGGUACGGCAAGCUCACCGGCGACGCUCUUCAGGCGUAUGCUAAGAACAAGAGUUCUUAAUUUAAUUUAUUGCAAAUUAAAUUAAAUCCGCAUAUAAUAAUUUUGUUGUUUGUGUUUGUUUUAUAUUUUAAUUUCCAUAUGAAGUACUAAAGUACGAUGAAAUGUUUUUUUUUUUAAAAUAUGUAUUUUAUUUGCUCUAUUGUCUUUUUAGGGACUUGUAUUAGAGAAUUUUCAUCAGUUGUAUUAUUACUGUAUAUUUGCUGCGGGCGAUUCUCGGAAUAAAUAUACAAAUAAAAUAAAAUAUGAAUUGACUAA
Messenger RNA from Ipomoea triloba (trilobed morning glory), 1023 nucleotides. RefSeq names its product tyramine N-feruloyltransferase 4/11-like. Lineage: Eukaryota; Viridiplantae; Streptophyta; Magnoliopsida; Solanales; Convolvulaceae. Gene Ontology annotation, molecular function: N-acetyltransferase activity. The transcript has a single exon. The record is from RefSeq and is a predicted model, not a curated record. Bases 73 to 768 code for a protein of 231 amino acids.